AUGUUGGGUGCAUUGCUUGUGUUGGUCGCUGUGCUUGCGCAGUGUGCACUUGCGCACACGGUCGAUUUGCAUCCGAACUCGGAGCAUUGCUUUUUUGAGGAUAUGCAUUCCGGGGACGAGAUGACGCUGACUUACCAAGUGUCAGGCGGUGGCCACCUGGAUAUUGACACCUGGAUCAAGAAUCCCGACGGGCAGACCUUGUUUGAACAGAUCCGCAAGGAUACAGGCUCAUACGAGUUUAUUGCUGAUAAGGAUGGACGCUACACGUACUGCUUUAGCAACGAAUUUUCGCACGUCACAGAUAAAACGCUAAGCUUUAAUGUGCACGGCGUCUUAUACCUGACGGAGGACGAGGGGCUUAUUCCCGCAGAACGUGAGCUGCGUGAUCUUGCAAACAACAUUCAGAUGUUUAAGGAUGAACAGCAGUACUUGGUGAUGCGCGAACGCAUCCAUCGUAACACCGCGGAAAGCACAAAUUCGCGCGUAAAGUGGUGGUCGAUCAUGCAAACUAUGCUUAUAGUUGCGACCUGUGGCUUCCAAAUUUAUUUCGUAAAACGGUGA
This is a messenger RNA of Malassezia vespertilionis, 561 nucleotides long. It is a transcript of the gene EMP24, whose product is annotated as p24 complex component. The record is from RefSeq and is a predicted model, not a curated record. Gene Ontology annotation, cellular component: endoplasmic reticulum; Golgi apparatus; endoplasmic reticulum-Golgi intermediate compartment. The transcript has 3 exons. Lineage: Eukaryota; Fungi; Basidiomycota; Malasseziomycetes; Malasseziales; Malasseziaceae. Bases 1 to 561 code for a protein of 186 amino acids. Gene Ontology annotation, biological process: Golgi organization; intracellular protein transport; endoplasmic reticulum to Golgi vesicle-mediated transport.